AUGGCCGAUUUCACAGGAAAAUCUCGUCCCAACGGAGAAGUCGUUCUCGGGGACGUCGAGCACGACGGGCGAGUCAUACUUUACGUCAUCAAAGCCGACCAGACAUCGUACAUCAACUACAUCAAGCCAUUGAUCUUUGCAGAGGAGCUUGGGUUUCCGCACUUGAUCUCUGUGAUUGACACUCGAGAUGAGUGGUUCUACGCCGUCCAUCCGGAACGGAUGGUUCCAUCCUUGAAGGAUAAAGACGACGUUACUGGCGAGAAAAUCAUCGUCUUCGAGGGAACCGCCUGUCUGCAGUACCUGGCGGCCAAGUUUGACCAUGCUGGGGAGUGGAGCGGCCGAACCGCGUGGGAAAAGGCCCAAGUCCUCUCAUGGACCGCGUUCCAGACUGCUGGCCUCGGGGCAACUGCCAAGUACUGGCUGUACUUCCUGCGUGGAUACCCCACCAGGCAGAACCCUGAGCCCAUGCCAAAAACAUGUGCAAAGCUUCACGCCAACACACUUAAAGCGUGGCACAUGCUGGAAGGCCGGCUGGCUCUGCCUGGGCAGCAAUAUGUAGCUCUACCAGACCGUCCGACAUUGGCAGACCUUUCGUACUUCCCAUUCGCGAUGCCGUGGAUGUUCGGUUUCUUUGGCGUGGACAUCAAAGACUGGCCCAACAUCGCACGCUGGAGCGAGCUGAUGCUCGCACGGCCUGCUAUAAAGAGGGUUAUGGAGAGGGCGCCCACCAUUGGUCACUGA
This is a messenger RNA of Diplodia corticola, 741 nucleotides long. Its product is annotated as glutathione s-transferase. The transcript is spliced from 4 exons. Bases 1 to 741 code for a protein of 246 amino acids. The record is from RefSeq and is a predicted model, not a curated record. NCBI's taxonomy places the organism in Eukaryota, Fungi, Ascomycota, Dothideomycetes, Botryosphaeriales, Botryosphaeriaceae.